AUGUUAAGGUUUGCCGAACUUCUUCCCCUCAUUCAACUAUGCAAUGCCGUGUAUGUUAUUCAAGAUGCCUAUACGCCGUCGAAUUUCUUUGACAUGUUUGAUUUCUUCACCGGACCGGAUCCGACACAAGGCUUCGUCAAAUUCGUUGAUCAAACAACAGCCCUUUCGGCGGGCAUGAUUUCGCAAGAUAACACUUCUGUGAGAUUCGGUGUUGAUUUUAAGACCAUGAACCCUGAAGGCGGCCGAUCUAGCAUCCGUUUGGAGUCUAAAAACACAUACAAUCAAGGCUUGAUUAUCCUAGAUCUUGCUCAUAUGCCUGGUGGUAUAUGUGGUACCUGGCCGGCAUUCUGGACCAUUGGGCCUGAGUGGCCAAGUAACGGUGAGAUCGACAUUCUAGAAGGUGUAAACUCGCAGGUAGCAGAUGCAAUGACUCUACACACUGGUCCGGGCUGUAGCAUCAAUAGCUCUGGCAAUGAACGAUUUACAGGUUCGGUCAAGACAAGUAAUUGCGACGUCCAGGCACCUGGUCAAGGUGCUAACGUGGGUUGUGGUAUCGUUACGAAUGACACGACCACCUACGGGGAUGGCUUCAAUGAUAUUGGUGGUGGAGUAUAUGCGACGGAGUGGACAGCGGACACGAUUAGCAUAUACCAUUUUGCUCGAGCCAACGUACCAGCCGAUAUAAGCUCUGGUGCUCCUACUCCGUCAAGUUGGGGCGAGCCGCUUGCAGUGUUUAGUGGUUGUAAUUUCCAGGAAGCAGUGAAGAACCAAACUAUCAUCUUUGACACGACAUUUUGCGGACAAUGGGCUGGGCAGGAUUCGGUUUGGAGAGCUGAUCCUGUAUGCUCUCAAAAGGCUGCCACAUGCCAAGAGUUUGUUUCGAACAACCCUACGGAUUUUGCAAACGCAUAUUGGGAAGUCAACUCUCUCAAGAUUUACAGGCAGCAAGAUACCGGGUAUAUUGGCCAAUCGCCCAUUCCAACACCUCAGCCAUCUCCGGCUGAAAGUUCGUCGUCCGAUAUAGCAACACUCGCGCCUACAGAAUCAACCGGAAUCCCUUUGAUUGUCUCUACCAUGAACACUUUCUCAACUAUGGUCCAAAAGCACUGCUCUUGUCACUAUUGA
Verruconis gallopava is the source of this 1125-nucleotide messenger RNA. RefSeq lists its product as uncharacterized. The coding region runs from base 1 to 1125 and encodes 374 amino acids. Gene Ontology annotation, biological process: glucan catabolic process. Gene Ontology annotation, molecular function: hydrolase activity, hydrolyzing O-glycosyl compounds. The record is from RefSeq and is a predicted model, not a curated record. The transcript is spliced from 4 exons. NCBI's taxonomy places the organism in Eukaryota, Fungi, Ascomycota, Dothideomycetes, Venturiales, Sympoventuriaceae.